AUGGGUUUUGGAGGAUCCCGAAACACGAAACACCGCAAGAUUGAUGUAAACAGAUUAACUGAUUCCUCUGUCCUGGAGAGCUAUCAGUCUUCACUGGCAUAUGCACUCAAUUGCAAUCCACCGCGAGAAGUGGAACAACACUGGACUUGUAUACGGAAAGCGUUGACCAUUUCCGGACAGUCAUGCUGCGGUCUAACUCGACGCCCUUUGAAGUCUUGGAUCUCUGCUCGUUCUCUGGAGCUCUUCGAACGCCGCAAAGAUAUCUCCGCGGAAUCAGAUUGCAACGAGCGGCGCCGUUCUACCAACCGGCUGCUUAAGCAAAGCCUCCGCAAGGAUCGCGAGACAUGGUGGUCUGAGCGUGCUUUAGAGAUGGAGACUGCUGCCCUCUCUGGUAACACUCGCAGGCUUUUCCAACUCAUUCGGUCCACUGGCCUCAGGAAGCCUGGUGUCAGUGAGGUCAUUUGUGAGGUGGAUGAGUCUCCGAUCACCAACCAACAGAGGCGUAUGGACCGCUGGGCCGAGCACUUUCACUCGCAGUUCAACUGGCCUCCACCAUCCAUCAGUACAUGCAGUACACCUUGCUGUCCACCUUGGCUAGUCCCAUUGAAUCCACCCAGCGAAGCAGAAGUCUGCCUUGAGAUUCGACGCUUGAAGCGCUUCAAGGCUGCCGGCUUAGACGGACUUCCUCCGGAGCUAUUCAAGUAUGGCGGUGUGGCAGUCAUUAACCAGCUAACCGCGCUGUUCGCAAAAAUUUGGCAUGAAGAGAAAGUGCCUCCCUCUUGGGGCGAAUCAGUUAUUGUCCCAAUUUUCAAGAAAGGCGCUCGCACUUCAUGUGCAAAUCAUCGCGGGAUUAGUCUUAUUUCGGUUGCCUCUAAGCUGUUGGCAUCCAUUCUACUUCGUAGACUAUCCCCAGUACGUGAAUCGUACUACCGUGAAGAACAAGCUGGUUUCCGUCCUGGCCGCGGAUGCGUGGAUCAAAUCUUCACGCUCCGCCAACUCCUUGAACAUCGCCACAUUUAUCACAGGCCCACUAUCGUUGCAUUCCUAGACAUAGGUGCCGCUUUUGACUCUGUUGAUCGACCUGCUUUAUGGCGUUGCUUACUAAAGAACGGGGUGCCAGAGAAAUAUAUCGCCAUCUUACGAGCACUUUACCUUCACACAUCCGGCAGAGUGAGGGGCUAUGGCAAGCUUUCCUCGCCAUUCGCUGUCAAUAGCGGUGUGCGACAGGGCUGCCCUAUGUCCCCAUUCCUCUUCAACUUCGCAAUCGAAGACGUUCUGUCAAAUGCACUAAAAGGUUUCCAACAUUUUGGCCUAGAGCUUCUACCGGGUGAGCGCGCGACCGACUUAGAUUAUGCUGAUGAUAUCGCCUUACUUGGUGACGAUCCUCAGGGUAUGCAACUCAUUCUGGAUCGUUUGGCGGUUGAAGCAUCUAAGUAUGGCAUGAGCUUCGCCCCAUCGAAGUGUUAA
Dicrocoelium dendriticum is the source of this 1467-nucleotide messenger RNA. The record is from the annotation of a GenBank genome assembly. NCBI's taxonomy places the organism in Eukaryota, Metazoa, Platyhelminthes, Trematoda, Plagiorchiida, Dicrocoeliidae.